Molecule: messenger RNA, 831 nt
Organism: Geosmithia morbida
Lineage: Eukaryota; Fungi; Ascomycota; Sordariomycetes; Hypocreales; Bionectriaceae
Exons: 2
Coding region: 1-831 (276 amino acids)
Source: RefSeq, a predicted model, not a curated record
AUGGGCGCAAAGUCGGGCGUCGCCCUCAAGUCACUGCAGUGGUUCUUCCGAGGCAUCGAGUUCCUGGCUGCAGUCCUCAUCCUCGCCGUCUACUCCUACUUCCUCGCCACGUUGGACAACCACGGCCUUAACAUCACAAAGACGCACCGAGCCGUAGAAGGCAUCUCGGGUGCCGGCGCGCUCUACACCCUGAUCGGUCUGAUCCUGCUAUGCUGCCUCGCGGGAAUCGCCUUCUUCUCCUUUCUCGCCAUCGUCCUCGACAUUGCCUUUGCCGGCGCCUUCAUCUACGUCGCCUGGGCUAACCGCUCCGGCGCCGGCAGCUGCAACGGCUACCUCGACACUCCAUUUGGCCGUGGCCAGGGCAGCAGCACUGCCUCUGGUGACGACGGCUUCACGCCUCUUCCUAGCUUCCGCACUGCCUGCCGUCUCCAGACUGCCUGUCUAGCCGUUGCUAUCAUCUCAACCGUUUUCUUCCUCAUCUCUGCUCUCCUAGAAGUUGCCCUGGUUCGCCACCACCGCAAGGCCAAGCGCUACGGUCCCGGCCCCGGAAACGACUACACUUCCGGCUACGGCCGUAAGCCCGGCUUCUUCGGGCGCUUCCGCCGCAACAAGAGGCGCGGGGAUGCCGAGUCCGAGAGCGCCCUCCCGGCCCACACCACACCUGCUCAACUCGAUGGCCGUCAGAGCUAUGCCACUGACAACACUGCCCACGGCAGCAAUGAGAACCCUUACGGCAGCGCCCACAACGCAAAGUACGAGACUGGCUACGGUUAUCCCCAGCAGGCUGCCAACGGUUACCAGUACGGUGACGGUACCUACAGCCGAACCUGA